Epithele typhae is the source of this 1011-nucleotide messenger RNA. RefSeq names its product alpha/beta-hydrolase. Lineage: Eukaryota; Fungi; Basidiomycota; Agaricomycetes; Polyporales; Epitheliaceae. The transcript is spliced from 7 exons. The coding region runs from base 1 to 1011 and encodes 336 amino acids. Gene Ontology annotation, molecular function: hydrolase activity. The record is from RefSeq and is a predicted model, not a curated record.
AUGGACCCCACAAAUCCCGCAAGCUUCAACCACCGCACCGAGCUCCUCUCCACCGGGCGCACCUACCAUUUCGUGGACCAGCUCCCGGCCAACUAUGACCCAGCCUCGACCAUCACCCUGCUCUGUCUCCAUGGUUUCCCUGACCUCUGGUAUGGAUGGCGCUACCUGAUCAAGCCUUGGGUUAAGGCAGGCUAUCGUGUCGUUGCGCCCGAUCAACUCGGCUAUGGAGGCUCGGACAAGCCAGAGCACGAGUCGGAGUAUACGCCCAAGAAGAUCGCGAACGACCAUGCUGCCCUCCUCGACCUGCUCUGUAUCCCCAAGGCAGUCGUGAUUGGCCACGAUUGGGGAAGCGUCAUGGCAUCGCGCCUGGCGCUCUGGCAUCCAAAUAGGUUGCUGGCACUGGUAAUAAUGUCGGUGCCAUUCAUUCCUCCGUCGAGACAGUACGUGUCUCUGGAUCAGACUGUGGAGAAAUACCCCAAUUGGGGCUAUCAUCUCAUGUUCCGAGAGCGGAGUACCAACGGCUUGGUGGAAGGAAGGCUCUCUCAAUUCUUCAAGCUGCUCUUUCGCAGCAAGAACGGCGACAGCAAACUAAAGGGCUGGACACUGCCUGGCGGCCUCCCUGACGUGCUGGCGACCUAUGACUUUGGCGAAGACACUGGUUUCCUGACGCAGCAGGAACACAACUACUACCUCUCGCAGUAUGAAAGGAGCAUGAACGGUCCCUUCAACUAUUAUCGCACGUGGAGGCUGCGUUGGCAGGAAGAGCUAGAUGAAGCGAUGCUUCGAGUUCCCCCACCAGACCUCCCGAUCUUGUUGAUCAUCGGCGCAUCGGACCCUACGUCGAACCAAGCGAUUAUAGGGUUCAACAAGCAACUGAUGCCCCACAUGCAGGUCGAACUCAUCGAGCGCGUGGGGCACUGGGUUAUGGUGCAGAGCAAGGACUUCAUCGCAGCGGCGAUUCCUCGGUUUUUGUCUGCCUCGAAACUCCGAGACCUAUCGACGAAGUUGUGA